CGGGCGCGCGGGGAGGCUGCACGCCGCCGCCGCCGCCCGGAGCAUCUGCCGCCUGAGCUGCGGAUCGCGGCCGCCGCCCGGGCCAUGGAGACGCUGAACGGCCCCUCGAGCGGCGGCGCCCCGGACACCAAGCCGCAGCCAGCCGGCCAGCAUCACCGCCACCACCACCUGCACCCGCUGGCCGAGAGGAGGCGGCUGCACCGCGCACCCUCGCCCGCCAGACCCUUUCUCAAGGACCUGCACACGCGGCCCGCCACGGCCACCCCCUCUGCGGGCCGUGCCCCGACUCCUGCGGCUCCUCGCUCACCCAGCCUUGCCGGAAAGGCGCCGCCGUCACCCGGGCCCCCGGCCGCGCCCGGUCGUCUCUCCCGACGCAGCGGCGUAGUCCCCGGCGCGAAGGACAAGCCGCCGCCGGGCGCCGGAGCCAGGUCGGCGGGCGGCGCCAAGGCCGUCCCGGGGACCAGGAGGGCGGCGCGCGCGGUGCCCGCGGAGCCACUGUCCCGGGUGGGGAGGCCGACUGGAGCCGAGCCGCCGCCUGCCGUCGCGAAGGGCCGCAAAGCCAAGCGCGGCCCCGGGACACCUUCAGCUCGCGCCGUCCUGCCCCCGGCUCCCGCCGCCCGGGUCCCCGCCGUGACCCUCUCUGUGACCUCGGUGGCUGGCUCUCGUAUCAACCACACGGAUAGCAGCUCGGAUCUCUCCGACUGCGCCUCCGAACCCUUGUCUGAUGAGCAGCGCCUGCUCCCCGCCGCCAGCAGCGACGCUGAGUCGGGCACCGGCUCCAGUGACCGGGAACCUAUACGGGGAGCACCCACUCCGAGCUCCGGACCCCGCGGGCCGCCGCCGGGCAGCCCCGAGCCCCCUAUCCUGCUCGCGGCGCCCCCUGUCGCCAGUGCCUGUCUCGGGGGCCGAAGCAGUCCAGGCGGGGCCUCCACAGCGUCCCCGGGACCCGGUUCUCAGGAGGAUGUUGGGGGCCGAGCGCCACCGGAGCGGACUAUUCUGGGGACCUCCAAGGAUCCUAGCUUGGGCGAACAGCCCCGGCUCUUGGUGGUGGCUGAGGAAGAGGAGCUGCUGAGGGAGAUGGAGGAACUGCGCUCGGAGAACGACUACCUCAAGGAUGAGCUGGAUGAGCUCCGUGCAGAGAUGGAGGAGAUGAGGGACAGCUAUCUGGAGGAGGACGGUUACCAGCUGCAGGAGCUCCGUAGAGAGCUGGACCGGGCUAACAAGAACUGCAGAAUCCUGCAGUACCGACUCAGGAAAGCCGAGCAGAAGAGCCUGAAAGUGGCGGAAACAGGGCAGGUGGAUGGGGAGCUCAUCAGAAGCCUGGAGCAAGACUUGAAGGUAGCCAAAGAUGUGUCGGUCAGAUUACACCACGAACUCGAGACCGUGGAGGAGAAGCGUGCUAAAGCCGAAGACGACAACGAAACGCUCCGGCAGCAGAUGAUCGAGGUGGAGGUAUCCAGACAGGCCCUCCAGAAUGAAGUGGAGAGACUGAGGGAGAGUUCUCUGAAGAGAAGAGGCAGCCGGGAAAUGUACAAAGAGAAGAAACUUGUUAACCAGAUAACCCUCCCUCGGGCUAUUCUUGCCUGGCAGGAUGACAGUGCGGAUUUGAAGUGUCAGCUUCAGUUUGCCAAAGAGGAAGCUUCCCUGAUGCGCAAAAAGAUGGCCAAGUUGGGGCGGGAGAAGGACGAGUUGGAGCAAGAACUGCAGAAGUAUAAGUCCCUCUAUGGUGAUGUGGACAGUCCCCUCCCAACAGGGGAGGCUGGUGGUCCCCCCAGCACCAGGGAGGCAGAGCUGAAGCUGCGGCUGAAGUUGGUGGAGGAGGAAGCCAGCAUCUUGGGCAGGAAGAUCGUGGAGCUGGAGGUGGAAAACCGUGGCCUCAAAGCAGAGAUGGAGGACAUACGGGUUCAGCAUGAGCGAGAGGGAACAGGCAGGGACCACGUGCCAAGCACUCCUACCUCACCCUUCGGAGACUCAAUGGAGUCCUCCACGGAGCUCCGCCGGCACCUGCAGUUUGUGGAAGAAGAGGCUGAGCUGUUGAGGAGAUCCAUCUCUGAGAUUGAAGACCACAACCGGCAGUUGACCCACGAGCUGAGCAAGUUCAAAUUUGAGCCUCACCAGGAGCCAGGGUGGCUUGGGGACGGUAUAUCUAAGGGCCCCUCAGCCAGCGUUCCCCUGCAGGAGGAGCUGAAGUCAGCCAGGCUACAGAUUGAUGAGUUGAGCGGGAAGGUACUGAAGCUGCAGUGUGAGAACCGGCUGCUGCUGUCCAAUGCCCAACGGGGUGACCUUGCCGCACAUCUGGGGCUACGCGCUCCGAGCCCCCGGGACAGUGACGCUGAGAGCGACGCAGGCAAGAAAGAGAGUGACGGGGAGGAGGGCCGCCUUCCCCAGCCAAAGCGAGAAGGCCCUGUUGGUGGGGAGAGCGACUCGGAGGACAUGUUUGAGAAGACAUCCGGCUUUGGAAGCGGAAAGCCGUCGGAGGCGAGUGAGCCAGGCCCGGCAGAACUCCUAAGGGUCCGGGAGGACACCGAGUGCCUGGUGACCAUAAAGCUGGAGGCCCAGCGGCUUGAGCGGACUGUGGAGCGCCUCAUCUCUGACACGGAUGGCUUCAUCCAUGACUCGGGACUGCGGGGCAAUGGAUUGGCCUCACCCGGGGUCCAAGGCGGAGGAGGUGAGGGCAACAGCCCGAGUGAGCCCCACUUGUUGGAGACCAUCAAUGUGAGGAUGAAGGCUUUCAGGAAAGAGCUGCAGGCCUUCCUGGAGCAGAUGUCCCGGAUUGUGGAUGGUCUCUCGCCCUUAUCCCACCUCACAGAGUCAUCCAGCUUUCUCUCCACUGUGACUUCUGUGUCCCGGGACUCCCCCAUCGGGACCCUGGGGAAGGAGCUGGGCCCAGACUUGCAGUCCAAACUGAGAGAGCAGCUGGAAUGGCAGCUCAAUCAGGAUCGAGGGGACGAGCGAGAGGGCCUGCGUCUCCGAACCACUCGGGAGCUGCACCGGCGUGCGGAUGGGGAUUCCAGGAGCCACCACGGGCUGGGAGGCCAGAGCUGUUUCAAUCUAGAGCUCAGGGGUUCCCCAGUCUUACCUGAGCAGAGUGUGUCUGUAGAAGAGCUACAGGGUCAGCUCGAGCAGGCGGCCAGACUCCAUCAAGAGGAGACAGAGACAUACACAAACAAGAUCCGUAAGAUGGAGGAGGACCACCUCUACGCCCUGCGGUGGAAGGAGCUGGAGAUGCACAGCCUGGCCCUGCAGAACACCCUUCACAAGCGGACGUGGAGCGACGAGAAGAAUCUGCUGCAACAGGAGCUCAGGUCCCUGAAGCAGAACAUCUUCCUCUUCUACGUCAAGCUCAGGUGGCUGCUGAAACACUGGCGCCAAGGGAAGCAGAUGGAGGAGGGAGGAGAGGAUCUCGAGGAGAGCGAACAUCCAGAGAAUGUGCCUGGGCUUGCUGAGCUUGGAGUCCAGGGGGGUCACCAGACAGAUGGGAUAGACCAGGAGGAUGCUGACCGAGGCUGUGGCCUUCCCGUGGGAGAGCAUGCCCCACACUCCUUGGUACAGAUCAGCGAACAUGGAUCAAGGCUGCAGACUGCAGACGGGGGACCACUUAACAAACAGGUGGUGGAAAACCAGCAGCUCUUCAGGGCCCUCAAGGCUCUGCUGGAGGACUUCCGUUCGGAGCUGCGCGAAGAUGAGCACGCGCGCCUGCGGCUGCAGCAGCAGUACGCCAGCGACAAGGCUGCGUGGGAUGUGGAGUGGGCUGUGCUCAAGUGCCGCCUGGAACAGCUGGAAGAGAAGACGGAGAAAAGCUUGGGAGAGCUGGAUUCCUCUGCCGAGGGCAAAGGGGCCUUGAAGAAGGAGAGAGAGGUACACCAGAAACUGCUGGCUGACAGCCACGGCCUGGUUAUGGACCUGCGCUGGCAGAUCCAUCACCGAGAGAAGAACUGGAACCGGGAGAAGGUGGAGCUGCUGGAGCGGCUGGACAGCGAGCGGCAGGAGUGGGGGCGACAGAAGGAGGAGCUCCUGUGGCGGGUGGAGCAGUUACAGAAAGAGAAAAGUCCCCGGAGAAGCGGCAGUUUCCUCUGCAACCGGAGAGAAGACGACACACGCCCUUACCCUCACCAAGGAAGCCUCCAUCCCUCCCGCCCCGUGUCCAUGUGGCCCUGUGAAGACGCUGACUCCGUCCCAUUUGAAGACCGGCCACUUUCCAAACUAAAGGAGUCGGACAGGUGCUCGGCCAGUGAGAACCUGUACUUGGACGCUUUGUCCCUGGAUGAUGAUCCUGAGGAUCUGCCACCCCUCAGGAACUGUCUUGCUGAGGAAGAAGAAAGCCGCAAGGGCAAUCUCCAAAGGGCUGUGUCUGUGUCCUGUAUGUCUGAGUUCCAGCGUCUGAUGGACGUCUCUCCAUUCCUGCCUGAGAAGGGGCUACCUUCCGCCAGCAGCAAGGAGGAUGUCACUCCACCCCUGUCUCCCGACGACUUGAAGUACAUCGAAGAAUUCCAUAGCAACGACUGGGAUUACGCAUCCCCCAGGGCUGAGGGCGAUCGGCCUCCAGACCCCUGGGCAGACAGGACCGAGGUGGGGCGGGUGGGGCAUGAGGCCACCACAGAGCCUUGUCCGGAUCCCUCCUGGUACCUGACCACAAGUGUCACGAUGACUACAGACACCAUGACCAGCCCGGAGCACUGCCAGAAGCAGCCACUGCGGACCCAUGUCCUUACUGAGCAGUCUGGGGUGCACGUGCUGCACAGCCCGCCUGCCAUUCGCAGGGUUGACAGUAUAGCAGCAGGCGGCGAGGGCAGGAGUCGAGCGGACCCCGAGGGCCCCUUUCCUAUGAGCAGAGCAAGAGGGAACCUGGCAGAUGCCAAGGGAGGUCAUCCAGAACCUGUGCUCAAUAGGUGGUCUUGCACGCCACCCAGACAUCCCCGGGACUGUGUGGAGGGGUCUCUUUGCCCCCUUGACAGACCUAUGUGCCCCUCCCUGGGCUUUGCCUCCCCUCUCAACAGCCUAGAUAUGUCCAAGAACAUGAGCGAUGACAUGAAGGAGGUAGCUUUUUCUGUCAGGAAUGCCAUCUGCACCGGUCCUGCUGAGCCACAUGUUAGGGAUAUGGCCUGCCAGACCAAUGGGUCCAGGACAGCAGGGACACAGACCAUCCAGACAAUCAGUGUGGGCCUGCAGACUGAGGCCCUACGUGCCAGCGGCGUCACCAGCAGCCCCCAUAAGUGUCUCACGCCAAAAGCCGGAGGUGGCACCACACCCGUGUCUUCUCCUUCCCGCAGCCUUAGGAGCAGACAGGUGGCCCCUGCCAUUGAGAAGGUGCAGGCCAAGUUUGAACGCACCUGCUGCUCCCCAAAGUACGGUUCUCCCAAACUUCAGAGAAAGCCCCUCUCAAAAGCUGACCAGCCAAAUAUCAGGACCUCACCAGGCGUGCCCCAGAAAGGGUUCAGCGAGUCAGCCUGGGCCCGCUCCACCACCACGAGGGAGAGCCCUGUGCACACCACCAUCAAUGAUGGCCUCUCCAGCCUCUUCAACAUCAUCGACCACAGUCCCGUCGGGGUGCGGGCUGGGAGCCGAUCUCGGUCAGCAGAACCCCGACAGGAGCUGGGUCCAGGCCAGGAAACGGGCACCAGUUCCCGAGGAAGGUCGCCCAGCCCCCUAGGGGUAGGCUGUGAGACAUUCAGGGAAGAGGGAGGAGAGAACACGCCAGUGAGACAGGACUUAUCUGCGCCCCCUGGCUACACGCUCACUGAGAAUGUGGCCCGGAUCCUCAACAAAAAGUUGUUGGAGCAUGCCUUAAAGGAGGAGAGGAAGCAAGCCGGCCAUGGCUCCUCAGGUCUCACCAGCGACAGCCACACUGGAGAACCAGUGCCAGCCGAGCCAGGAUCCAUGGAGGAACUGCCUUGUUCUGCGCUCGCGCCCUCCCUAGAGCCCUGCUUUUCCAGGCCAGAGAGACCAGCAAACCGCCGCCUUCCAUCCCGUUGGGCCCCACCUUCCCCCACUGCCUCACAGUCUCAGUCACCCGGACACCCGAUGUCCACGGAGGAACACGGUGAGGAGGACCCACCAGAGGAGAAGCCACACCCGUGACAGGAUAGCAAGCUUGCGUGGAUGACCGCCCGGAAGAGUUCACUGUAAUUUGCAUAACCAGGCCAUCACCGCCAUCAGCCAACCUCCACCCCAAAGGAAAGCUGUAGAUCCUUUCUCAAGGUCCAAGGAUGCUUUUAAAAACAUACGGCUACUGAAUGUUCAACCUGGUAAACUGAGAUGUUUCGGGAAUGAAACAGUCAAUGUGCCUGUAAUCAUUUUUUCAUAGCUCAGAAAACUAUUUUUUGUCUCCCAUCUUUUUUACACAUGAUAUAUUAAACAAAAAAAGGUAAAUAAGGUAUAAGUAGAUUUAAAGAGUUUUAAAAUGUACAUUUUAAGAGAUUCCGAGCACCCUUGUUCUCAGUUCUGCCUGCCUGUUGAAUUUGCACUGUUCUGUUCUGGUUGAGUUCGGAGUGUUCUAAGUUAAAUUUUAUUUUGUCCAGUCUUAAUUUUUCGGGAGUCUUUCUUAAUGCUUUGGACUGUCUUAACUCAGUGAACUUUUUGUAGCGAAAAGGCCGAGAGGCCAGAAGACGAGAGUGUCUGUCAUCUGGAAGGAUGUAGGCCCACAUUACUUAAGACUCUGCGUGACCCAUCUGCCCAGCCUGACCGCACGUCCUCGGGCACCUGUACAUACACUGCUCUGUCCCCGCCCUCGCCUGCGUGUGCGUCGGUCCGGUCCACUGUAACUUGUUGUGAAGUUCCUUGUACCGUAUGUACUGUUGCCGUUGGUCUCUUGUACCAGUGAGACAACAGCGCCAUUUUUUUUUAAUUAUUGUUAAAACAUUAACUGACGGUGUACAAAUCUCACUUGACAUUUUUCUUGUUUAAGGAAAAGCACUACCAAAAAAAAAAAAAUCAUAAGGAGGCCAAACGGAGACAGACGAAGGUGCCUCAGGUCUGCCUGAGACCACGGUGACAUGGAAAUAAAGUCCUUAUG
This is a messenger RNA of Mus pahari (shrew mouse), 7012 nucleotides long. RefSeq names its product microtubule crosslinking factor 1 (gene Mtcl1). The record is from RefSeq and is a predicted model, not a curated record. The transcript is spliced from 15 exons. Gene Ontology annotation, molecular function: microtubule binding. Gene Ontology annotation, cellular component: apicolateral plasma membrane; spindle pole; microtubule bundle. The coding region runs from base 85 to 6078 and encodes 1997 amino acids. NCBI's taxonomy places the organism in Eukaryota, Metazoa, Chordata, Mammalia, Rodentia, Muridae. Gene Ontology annotation, biological process: microtubule bundle formation; establishment or maintenance of epithelial cell apical/basal polarity; regulation of autophagy.